Molecule: messenger RNA, 243 nt
Organism: Necator americanus (New World hookworm)
Lineage: Eukaryota; Metazoa; Nematoda; Chromadorea; Rhabditida; Ancylostomatidae
Exons: 1
Coding region: 1-243 (80 amino acids)
Source: RefSeq, a predicted model, not a curated record
AUGCACGAAACGCGCAGUGUCGGAGCAGGUAGCCUCUACGAUCCCCAUGGAUGGUUGACGCCACUCACGCUACCCGCCAAGCUAUUCUUCCAGGAGUUGUGGAUCUACGACUACAAUUGGGAUACACCCUUGUCGGCAGAACAUCAGGAUCGUUGGAGGACAAUUCAAGAAAGCACUAACGAGUUCAGGAAACGAAUACCGCGAAAAGAAGGAAACCUCGAUGAACUGGCAAUGCAAUCGUGA